AUGCGCAGCGUCGAGGUGCGCGUCGAGGGACCCGACGUCGACGCCGGGGCUGAUCAUGCCUCCCUUCGUCGCGCACACGACGGGCCGCUGCACGCGCCGCGCACGGUGGCGUUCACGAGCCGCGACAGCUUCGCUCCGAGCAGCCUCAUGGCGCCGCUGCCGGCGCCCGAGGUGUGGGACGUGAGCGAGAUCGACGUCGGGCGGGUCUUCCCCCACGAGGUCUCGUACCGGCUGCACGUGCGCGCGGGCCCCGACGACGAGAUCCUCGGGAGCGUCAUGCACCCUGCCGUGCGUGACCAGCCGGCGCCCGAGCUCGCCGCGCCGGAGAGGUGGACGGUGAAGCAGAUCAUCGUCGGCAUCCUCGCAGACGUCUGA
Molecule: messenger RNA, 375 nt
Organism: Phanerochaete carnosa HHB-10118-sp
Lineage: Eukaryota; Fungi; Basidiomycota; Agaricomycetes; Polyporales; Phanerochaetaceae
Exons: 1
Coding region: 1-375 (124 amino acids)
Source: RefSeq, a predicted model, not a curated record